Molecule: messenger RNA, 1547 nt
Organism: Juglans microcarpa x Juglans regia
Lineage: Eukaryota; Viridiplantae; Streptophyta; Magnoliopsida; Fagales; Juglandaceae
Product: acetylornithine aminotransferase, mitochondrial-like
Exons: 3
Coding region: 79-1437 (452 amino acids)
Biological process (GO): arginine metabolic process
Cellular component (GO): chloroplast stroma
Molecular function (GO): pyridoxal phosphate binding; identical protein binding; transaminase activity
Source: RefSeq, a predicted model, not a curated record
ACCGAAGGCUAUAAUCAAAAAUUGAUAUUCGACCAACACUUUCGCUUGAUUUUCGACACCCACCUACCGCACACGACAAUGAGUUCCCUUCAGUUUCCUAUCAGCCGCCCCAGUCCUCCGGCGAUUCACCUCCGCCGCUCUUUCGGUACGGAUAUCCGACACCUGCGAGUGACCGCGUGCGCAAACGUGAGGGUUCAAGCGCCGGGUACUCUGCAGACAGGGGUGAGCAAGGAGGUGAUGGAGGCCGAGGGAAGGUUUCUGGUGGGCACCUAUGCCAGAGCGCCGGUGGUGUUCUCCAGAGGCAAAGGUUGUAAACUGUACGAUCCCGAUGGGCGAGAGUAUCUGGACUUGUCGUCUGGGAUCGCCGUCAACGCGCUAGGGCACGGAGACCCUGAUUGGGUGCGCGCCGUCACAGAGCAGGCUAGUACGCUCACCCAUGUUAGCAAUGUCUACUACUCAAUCCCUCAGGUGGAGCUUGCGAAAAGCCUCGUGGCUUCUUCGUUUGCCGAUCGUGUCUUCUUCACCAACUCUGGAACCGAAGCUAACGAAGCUGCUAUAAAAUUCGCGAGAAAGUUUCAAAGAUUUACGCACCCAGAUGAGAAACAGCCGGCAGCGGAGUUCAUUUCUUUCAGUAACUGCUUCCAUGGGAGAACUAUGGGGGCCCUUGCAUUGACAAGCAAAGAGAAUUACCGAUCACCCUUUGAGCCCGUCAUGCCCGGAGUUACUUUCUUGGAGUACGGGAAUAUAGAAUCUGCGACACAACUGAUUCAGGGCAGAAACAUUGCUGCUGUGUUUGUGGAACCUAUCCAGGGUGAAGGUGGCAUAUAUAGUGCGACAAAGGAGUUUUUGUAUUCCUUGCGUAGAGCUUGUGAUGAUUCCGGUUCUCUACUGGUUUUUGACGAGGUCCAAUGUGGCUUGGGUCGUACUGGUUAUCUUUGGGCGCAUGAAGCAUAUGGUAUAGUCCCAGAUAUAAUGACACUUGCCAAGCCUCUUGCUGGCGGCCUUCCGAUAGGAGCUGCUCUAGUGACUGAAAGAGUUGCCUCUGCCAUAAGUUAUGGAGAUCAUGGAAGCACUUUUGCAGGUGGACCACUUGUCUGCAAAGCUGCCCUUGCCGUUUUGGAGAAAAUAUCAAGACCUGAUUUUUUGGCAAGCGUCUCAGAGAAAGGUCAGCACUUUAAAGAACUGCUGAUUAAAAAGCUAGGAGGGAACUCUCAUGUGAGAGAUGUACGAGGUCUUGGUCUUAUCAUUGGGAUAGAACUGGAUGUAUCUGCUUCACCGCUUGUAGAUGCUUGUCGAAACUCAGGCCUUCUAGUAUUAACUGCGGGAAAAGGAAAUGUUAUUAGGCUUCUGCCACCAUUGAUCAUCUCAGAGCAGGAAUUGGACCAUGCAGCUGAGAUUCUACUUGGAUGUUUGCCAGCACUUGAUAAGGAUAACUGAAAUUAGAAAAUUAAUAUCAGUUAUCUAGUUGGAAGUGAGAUUUGUAAUAUGAACAUAGAUUAUCUAUCCUUCGAAUAAGAUAUUCUGAAGAAUUGAAAUCUUCUGCACUA